Molecule: messenger RNA, 1068 nt
Organism: Megalobrama amblycephala (Wuchang bream)
Lineage: Eukaryota; Metazoa; Chordata; Actinopteri; Cypriniformes; Xenocyprididae
Gene: fgf1b
Product: fibroblast growth factor 1b
Exons: 4
Coding region: 460-936 (158 amino acids)
Biological process (GO): positive regulation of cell population proliferation; positive regulation of gene expression; animal organ morphogenesis
Cellular component (GO): cytoplasm
Molecular function (GO): fibroblast growth factor receptor binding; growth factor activity
Source: RefSeq, a predicted model, not a curated record
UAUAGAGUGUCCUGAAAUGAACACGGUUCACUGUCUGGGCCAGAUGAGGUCACAUAUCUUCUAACAGAUCUGACCUCAUCAUUUUUGGGUGAUUGGUUACAGAAACUGACUAAAUGCCUCGGUGAAAACGCAUGAUGUUCAGAGUUCAGGUCAGUUGAUGAACAGAUGAUGUUACACAGGCAUCAUUUCCGAGCAUAUCGUGGGUCCGUGUCACACGCAUGCCCCUGGAUAGACUGCGAAAGCUGCCUUUUUUGCCCUGGGAAGUAUAUCGUACUAGUCAUCCUUUAACAGAACUUGAAGAAACCUGCCCACAGACUGCGGGCCACAGAAGAAGAACUUUGUUAUCCAGAGUCAAAACACCAAAAGGACAAACUCUGUUCCAGAGUUUCUUUGCAGCUCUGAAACAAAGUCACAGGGGUGUUCACGCGCACAGCGCGUCUCAGAGCAGCACUCUGCGCCAUGACCGAGCGGGAUAUCACCGCUUUCACACUGCUACCGACGACCACCGACCAGAAAGAUCCUAAACACAAUUCUCUGCAAAAACUCUACUGCAGGAAUGGAGGAUACCAUCUCCGGAUCCAACCCAACGGGACUGUGGACGCAAGUCGACAAGAUAACGACGUUUACACUCUUUUGAAGGUAAAAGCUGUGAAAGCAGGAUUGGUGGCCAUCAGGGGUCACGAGACUGGACUAUACCUGGCAAUGGAUAAAUGUGGAAAACUUUAUGGCACUGCCAUGCUGAACGAUGAGUGUUACUUCAUUGAGAAGAUGGAGGAGAACCACUACAACACAUACCGUUCACAGAGGUAUCAGGAGAAUGGAGACUGGUACGUGGGGAUCAAAAAGAACGGACGGACAAAAAAUGGCUCCAAAACGCACAAGGGCCAAAAUGCAGUCUACUUCCUGCCUAUUCCAGUGGAUGGCAGCAUGCAGUAACGUUUUGGCUUGUCGAGGCCCUCAAAACAACCCGAGCACUCUAAGAAUUAUAAGACAAUGCUUAGAUAGCCAUUAUAUAUUUAUAAUAUCACUAUAUAUAAAAAUAAAAGUCAUAUUUAUUUUUUAUAUUUA